AUGAUGUUUUGGGUCUCGUCAUUACUCAUCGCACUUGGUGCUGUGCCGCUCGCUACUCCAUCCUCUCUCGUAAGUCGGCAAAUCGACUACGGCUCUCUACACUGCCCUACAGAUCCCACAUCCACCUUAGUAACACCCACGUACGGCACUAAAGAAGCAAUAUUUACCAUCUGCUCUGAACUCGUGCUUAAUACCGGGCCACUGACCGCCUACAAUGCGAUUCUGGAUUUCAAGUCGUAUCCACAAUGGAAUUCGUUUAUAAUCGACGUAGCUCUCCCGGACAACGUUACGUCAACUCCCGACGAUAUAUACGUUGGCAUGGAAAUGCAAUUCACCUCUAAUGGCUUGAUCGGCACCCUAAACACCACCAGUACAGAGGUCAUCAGCCUGUUUGAUCCUUCUGGCGCUGAGGGAUAUCUCAUCAACGCGUGGCACUAUGACGAUGGCAUAGGCGGCGUCGGAUCGCGGGCAGAGCAUCCCAAUAUUUUCGUCGAUCUAGGAAACGGCUCGACACGGUAUCUUUCUUACGAGACUUAUUACGUGGGUUUGAGUACAGGCACAAUAUCUUUACUAAAGCUACAGCUACAGCACCAAUGGGAUAUACAAGCUCGAGACUUAAAGGCAUAUGUUGAAAGCCUCUGA
Molecule: messenger RNA, 642 nt
Organism: Daldinia childiae
Lineage: Eukaryota; Fungi; Ascomycota; Sordariomycetes; Xylariales; Hypoxylaceae
Exons: 1
Coding region: 1-642 (213 amino acids)
Source: RefSeq, a predicted model, not a curated record